Juglans regia (Persian walnut) is the source of this 5030-nucleotide messenger RNA. RefSeq names its product lysine-specific demethylase REF6-like. Lineage: Eukaryota; Viridiplantae; Streptophyta; Magnoliopsida; Fagales; Juglandaceae. The record is from RefSeq and is a predicted model, not a curated record. Bases 273 to 4796 code for a protein of 1507 amino acids. Gene Ontology annotation, molecular function: histone H3K4me/H3K4me2/H3K4me3 demethylase activity. Gene Ontology annotation, cellular component: nucleus. Gene Ontology annotation, biological process: chromatin remodeling. The transcript is spliced from 7 exons.
ACUCCUCUGCCCACCCUCACAAAAUUUUCACCAUUCUCACUCCUCUGUAUGUCCCAUUAAAAAACAGAGGAAACCAAUUUCUCUCUUACAUAUAUAAAUAUUAUAUAUAUAGAGAGCAAAAGAAAACAAGAAAUGAAGAGCAUAGAGAAUCUGAAUAGCUUCUCUCUGCUUUCUUCUUCUUUGAAUAUGGAUGGGGUUUGUGGGUGGUUCUGAAUGUGUAUGAGAGACCAAAAUCUCUCUCAACCGAAGAAUUCCACUUCUGUUUCCUAUUAAUGGGAGCCUCGGAGGCUACUCACGAGGUGCUUUCAUGGCUCAAAACCCUACCUUUGGCCCCAGAGUACCACCCCACUCUAGCAGAGUUCCAAGAUCCGAUUUCCUACAUUUUCAAGAUCGAGAAAGAGGCUUCCAAGUUUGGAAUCUGCAAAAUCGUUCCCCCAGUACCUUCCUCCCCGAAGAAGACAGCAAUUGCCAAUCUCAACCGGUCCCUCGCCGCCCGGAACCCUGGCUCUGACCCCAAAACCCCGCCCACAUUCACCACCCGGCAGCAGCAGAUCGGGUUCUGCCCGAGGAGGCCGCGUCCGGUGCAGAGGCCCGUGUGGCAGAGCGGCGAGUACUAUACGUUUCAGGAUUUCGAGGCUAAAGCCAAGGCCUUCGAGAAGAGCUACCUCAAGAAAUGUCCCAAGAGAGGGACUUCCCCUUCGGCUCUGGAAAUCGAAACCCUUUAUUGGAAAGCCACCGUGGACAAGCCCUUUUCUGUUGAGUACGCCAAUGACAUGCCCGGGUCGGCUUUCGUGCCGUUUAGUCCCAAGAAGAGCAGGGAGGCAGGGUGGGAGGGUCUGAGCCUCGGCGAGACCGCAUGGAAUAUGAGAGGGGUGUCCAGGUCAAAUGGGUCUUUGUUGAGGUUCAUGAAGGAGGAGAUUCCGGGGGUUACAUCCCCGAUGUUGUACGUAGCUAUGAUGUUUAGCUGGUUUGCUUGGCACGUGGAGGAUCACGACCUACACAGCUUGAACUACUUGCAUAUGGGGGCUGGGAAGACCUGGUAUGGCGUGCCGAGAGAAGCGGCGGUUGCAUUCGAGGAGGUGGUCAGAGUUCAUGGCUAUGGAGGAGAAGUCAAUCCUCUUGUUACCUUUUCUAUUCUUGGGGAAAAGACCACAGUGAUGUCACCUGAAGUAUUUAUUAGUGCAGGGGUUCCAUGUUGCAGGUUAGUGCAAAAUGCUGGGGAAUUUGUUGUCACUUUUCCGAGAGCCUAUCAUACAGGGUUCAGUCACGGAUUUAAUUGUGGGGAGGCAGCUAAUAUUGCAACUCCUGAAUGGUUGAGGGUCGCCAAAGAUGCUGCUAUUCGAAGAGCUUCUAUCAAUUAUCCUCCCAUGGUGUCUCAUUUUCAGUUACUUUAUGAUCUUGCACUGGCGUUAUGUUCCAGAAUACCUGUGGGCAUCAAUGAACCACGAAGUUCUCGACUGAAGGAUAAGAAAAAAGGUGAAGGAGAAACGGUAGUUAAAGAGCUAUUUGUGCAGAGCGUGGUACAGAAUAAUGACCUGCUUUACAUUCUUGGAAAAGGGUCUUCAGUUGUACUUCUUCCACAAAGUUCUUCUGACAUAUCGGUUUGUUCGAAAUUACGUGUUGGAUCCCAGUUAAGGGUAAACCCCAGCUCCCCUGGUUUAUGCAGUUCUAAGGAAGUUGUGAACAUGAAAUCCUCGAGUCUAGUUUCUGAUGAUCUUGUGCUAGACAAGAACCAGGGAAUCGGGCAAAUGAAAGGUUUUGUUCCGGUGAAAAGAAAUUUUGUCUCUGUGUAUGAGAGGAACAGAUUAUCCUCAUUAAGCAGGUUUAGUAAUAUAUGCUCCUCGAAUUCUAAGAUACUGAAUAGAGACAGUGAAAGAGGAAGUACAAUUCAAUGUGAUGGGUUGUCAGAUCAGAGACUGUUUUCAUGCGUCACAUGUGGAAUUCUAAGCUUUGCUUGUGUCGCCAUCAUUCAACCCACAGAACCAGCAUCUAGAUACCUUAUGUCAGCUGAUUGUAGUUUCUUUAGUGAUUGGGUUGCAGGUUCUGGAAUAACUGGUGAUGGGUAUACCAUCGCUGGUGUGGAUGCAAUUACUUCUGAUCAGAAUACUGGUACAGAGCGGAUGGAGAAAAUUGUACCCCGUGGUUUAUGUGACGUUCCUCUUCAAUCUGCUGAUUACCAAAUUCAGAUGGCAGAUCAAAGUUAUAAAGUGGUUUCAAAUUCUGAAUUACGAAGAGAUACUUCUGCUCUUGGCCUACUAGCUUUAAAUUAUGGGAAUUCAUCCGACUCUGAGGAGGAUCAGUCUGAACCAGAUUUUCCUACAUCUGCUGAUGAAACUAAGUCGACGAAUUGUUUAUCAGAAAGUAUGCAUCGGGGUGAUAACUCUGAUUUCCCUCCUAUGCAAGACUGCCCCCACAAUGCAACUGGGGUUUUCAGUCUCUCAUUGUCUGGAAAUGGUGGUGUGGAGGAAACCCCUUCUCCCCAUAUUUUUGAUUGUUAUUCUCAACAUGGACGUAGAGGCACCAAUCUCAAUGAUGGAAAUCAUCGAACUUCUGACCAUUCUGUUGAGUUUAAAACCGAUGAUCUUACUUCCAUAAAAUUAAAUGGAUUGGUGGGUACAUUUAGUGAUCCAAUGACAAUAUGGCAUAAUAAUUCAGAUCAUUCUCCACGUGUCCAUGAUGCUGAGAAAACUAUGUUUGGCAAGGCAAUUGCACCAAUAGAGAAUGCAAACAUGUCAUUAGCUCCAAGAUCGGAUGAAGACUCUUCUAGAAUGCAUGUCUUCUGUCUCGAGCAUGCUGUAGAAGUAGAACAGCAACUCCGCCCAAUAGGAGGAGUACAUAUAUUGCUCCUUUGUCAUCCAGAGUAUGCCAAAAUAGAGGCUGAAGCAAAGUUGCUUGGAGAAGAGUUGGGAAUUGAUUGUCACUGGAACAACACAACAUUCAGGAAUGCCACCAAAGAGGAUGAGAAUAGGAUCCGGUCAGCUCUUAAUAGUCAGGAAGCAAUUCAUGGGAAUGGGGAUUGGGCUGUAAAGCUGGGGAUUAAUCUGUUUUACAGUGCCAACCUCAGCCACUCUACUCUUUAUAGUAAGCAGAUGCCUUACAAUUUUGUUAUAUAUAAUGCAUUUGGUCGUAGUUCUCCAUCUAGCUUGCCCAGAAAACAUAACGUCUGCAGGAGGUCUGGCAGGCAGAAAAAAUUCGUGUCAGGGAAAUGGUGUGGAAAAGUCUGGAUGUCGCAUCAGGUUCAUCCCCUAUUAGUGAAAGGGGAUCCUGACUAUGAAGAAGAAGAAAAAGAAGAUAGAAGCUUCCGAACUAGGACCAUUCCAGAUGAGAAGCUUGAGAGAAUAUCAGAAAGCAACCCCAAAAGUGAGGUGACCAUGGUUACUAGAAAGUAUAGUAGGAAGAGAAAGAUGGCGGUAGAAAGUGGAACUACCAAAAAAGCCAAAUGUGUUGGUCUAGAAGAUGCAAUUUCAGAUUAUUCAGUAGAAGAUAAUUCUCACCAGAAGCAUAGGAGGACCCUUAGAGGCAAGCCAGCUAAAUCCAUGGAGAGAGAUGAUGCAGUUUCAGAUGAUUCAUUGAAGUUUAAUACUCGUCAGCCACAAAGGACCACCUCUAAAAGUAAGGAAGCCUAUUCUGAUGAGAGAGAAGAUGAUGCUGUUUCAGAUGAUUCACUGGAGCAUAGUUGUCAUCAGCAGCGUAGAAGGAUUUGUAGUGGCAAGCGACCCAAAUUUUUUGAGAAAGAAUAUGCAAUUUCAGACGGUUCACUAGGAAAUAAUCUUCAUCAGCAUAAUAGGAGGAUUGGUAGAAGCAAGAUUGAGAAAGAAGAGUUUUCUGAUGAUUCCCUGGAGGUUAAUUCUGAUCUGCAGAUUAGGAGGCUUUCUAGGAGCCAAGCCAAAUGCAUUGAGAGAGAAGAUGGAGCUAUGGAUGGUUCAUUUGGAGAUAUUCCACAUCAGCAGCACAGGAGGGUUCCUAAAAUCAAGGAAGCCAAAGGAAUUGAGAGAGAAGAUUUGGUUUCAGAUAUUCCACUGGACAGCAAUUCUUAUCAGCACCGGAGGAUUAUACGAAACAAGCAAACGAAACUGGGGACUCAUAAGAACGUGAAGAAAGAGACCCCCCUCUUUAAACAAGGGCCUUCUUGGGCUACAAAACAGGUGACUCGUCAGGUAAUGAAAAAAGGGACCCCUCAGCAAAUGAAACAACAGACUUCUCGGCGUCGGAAUAAUCAAUCUCACCAGGAUGCUAGCCAGUUUGGUCUAUAUGUUGAAGAGAACAUAGAAGGCGGACCUAGCACACGCCUUAGGAAGAGAACCCCAAAGCUCCAAAAAGAGUCAGAAGCCAGAGCAAAAGAGAAGCAGCAAACAAGUAGGAAAAAGGUUAAGAAGAAUGCUUCAGCUGUGAAGACUCUGGCUGUGAACAAUAAUGCAAAAGCAGGGGAGGAGGAAGCAGAAUUCCUGUGCGACAUUGAGGGGUGCACCAUGAGUUUUGGCUCAAAACAAGAGCUCACCUGGCAUAAAAGAAACAUCUGUCCAGUCAAGGGUUGUGGAAAGAAGUUCUUCUCGCAUAAAUAUCUGGUGCAGCACCGUCGAGUUCACAUGGAUGAUCGCCCCCUUAAGUGCCCUUGGAAGGGCUGCAAGAUGACAUUCAAAUGGGCAUGGGCUCGCACUGAACACAUUAGGGUUCAUACAGGUGCUCGCCCUUACGUGUGUGGCGAGACAGGCUGUGGGCAGACAUUCCGAUUUGUGUCAGAUUUCAGUCGCCACAAGCGGAAGACGGGUCAUUCAGCAAAGAAGGGAAGGGGAUAAUUUGAAUGGAAGAGAUGUAAUUUGUGAUUGUCACAUAACCUGUUGUUCAAUUGGUGGAAUUUAGGACUAGGUUAGAGGAUAUUUAGGAUUUCCUUGUAAUUGCUAUUCAGAGCUACUACCAAUUCUGUCUGCCUGGGGUCUUCAUUGGACCAAAUUAUUAUUCACUUGUAACCAGAGCAAUUGCUUGGAUGUUCAGCAUCCUUCUUUAAUGAUCGUCGGAUUCUAAUUUCCUCA